Monodelphis domestica (gray short-tailed opossum) is the source of this 2235-nucleotide messenger RNA. It is a transcript of the gene CCDC89, whose product is annotated as coiled-coil domain containing 89. NCBI's taxonomy places the organism in Eukaryota, Metazoa, Chordata, Mammalia, Didelphimorphia, Didelphidae. The record is from RefSeq and is a predicted model, not a curated record.
AAGUAUAGAAGCAUCCAUAGCAACCCUAAACAGCAUUUGAAAUUUACAGCUGGAGAGAGACUGAGACAAGCUCAGGUCUAGGGAGAUACUUAGCAUUCUUAUGCCUCAGAGAGAGAAAACUCCCAGGAUGAGUUCUUCUACUUCAUCCUCCAAAGUUACAGAGAUAGAAGAUACAAUAGAAAGUCUGGAUGAGGAUGGUGAUGAUGAUGACGAUGACGACGACGACGACGACGAUGACGAUAUGGAGUGCAAGGAACUGGAAGGUUUGAAAGAAGCCUUGGAGAACCUCCGCGGUCUGUCCAGUGAGGAAAAAAAUGAAAAGGCGAUGCUCCGCUCACGCCUUCAGGAACAGUCUCAGCUCAUCUGCAUCCUGAAGCGCAGGGCUGAUGAAACACUAGAACGCUGUCGGGUCCUGGAGCAGCUUAACACAGAGCUGGAGGAGAAAAGGAUGAAUGAUGCUGAGAGGCUGGAGGCCCAGACACAGCGGACGCUGAAGCUGGAGUCCCGAUUCAUGGACCUGGCCUCCAAUCAUGAGGAGAUGAUCCGUUUUAAGGAUGAACACAAGAGGCAGAAUGUCAAACUGAGAGAAGAGAAUGAAAUGCUGAGGAGGGAGAAUAGAGAACACUUCAGCCAAGCCCUGAAAGACCAGGAGGCCAAAGUAUGUCAUCUCACAGCCCAGGGGGAAAAGUUGUCCAAAGAGCUGGAGACUCUGAAGGGGAAAUGUGCAGAAGACACCAGCCGAGCCAAAGCCCGGGAGAAGGAGCUCUUGGACCUACAGCAACAGCAAGCCCUCUCCCAUGCUAAGGAAACCAGCAACCUGAGAAACCAGCUACAGGCUCUGGAAGACCUGCAUCGAAAAACCCUGGCGAAGAUGAUCAAGAGCGAGGAGAAGCAGAAGGGCUUGAGUUCCGACAUGAGCAACCGUCUGGAAAAAGUGACCAAAGAGAAAGAGGAGUUGCUGCAGCUGUCCAUGGAGAGGGGCAAAGUGCUUCAGAACAAACAGCUGGAGAUCCAGCAGCUGGAAGAAAAGUUAGAGGCAGCAGAGGUUGGCCGGAAAAAUGCCCUGGAUCGUUUUGAGCAAGAGGCCGCCUUGGUGAAUAGCAACCUGAAAGUUCAAGAAUUGAGCCGAAAGGUGGAGGGAAUCCAGAAUGCCUAUGAUGAGCUUUGGUUGCAGUCUGAAGCCUUCAAAAAGCACAGUCUGGAUCUUUUAACCAAAGAGAGGGAGCUCAAUGCCAAACUCCGACACCUCUUUCCCUAAGGCAGGCCCCACUUCUGCUGGCCUACUUCUUUGGACUGAAAUUUGUGUUUUUUCCUUUAUUGGAACAGUUACCAGCAUUCCAUUUAUUAUAUUUCUAUAACACAAAGAGCAGUCUUGAGACUUACUUUAUUGUCACCACUCUUUUUCCAUCAUUUAGCUUUGGUUCCACCUCCUAGAAUACAGUUUUGCCAGCAUUCAUUUGUUUGCCUCUGAAAUUAGAUCCUUUUCAGAGUAUCUUCCCAGCAACUUGUGGCAAGGUCUUUCCAAGCUCCUGGAAAUUCAUUUUGAACCUUGAGUUGUCCAUAAUGGGUGAGACUUUCAACUGGUUACAAUCUUCAGGGAUGUAAAAUUAUUCUUCAUAUGUAAUGAGAUUUCCUGUUUCAAAAAUGAAGAUUCAUACGUUUAAUACAUACCGAGGGAGGUUUUGAUGGCUGUGUGUCUGUCUAGUUUAUCUUCCUUAGGUAGUAUUAUAGAUGCAUCAGCGGCAAUGCUGUCAAGAAUGUCUUGUUGGGGAGGGCAAAUGCUGUUAAUUUUUACUUAGAGUAAAUAGACCUUGCCACAGUUAAUCAGUACAAGAAUUGUGUUCCAUGUCAGUAAAAUAGUCAUUUCUCAGGUAGAUUAGAACUAACUCAGUAAGUUCUCAGUUGUGUUUUUUCUUUAAUAGAGUCUUCAAAUGGGAAAUAGUGCAAAAAGCUACAAAUUGGUCUAACAUUGCCAGCACACUCUGCUAAUGGGAGAAAAAGACCUUAAUAAAUGAUGUCUCAGGGAAUACAAAUUUUUUUAUGAUGGUUGUGAUAGGAGGUGCCUUUUGUGAGAUCGUAAGUUUUGUUAUUAUUGACUAUACUGUGCACAUUAUAUACUGGGCUUUUCUAUUUCUAUUAGUAUACUUCUUGCUUUGAAAUAUUUAUGUAUUUGGAGUAUUGGGAUAGGGCUAUCUGGACAACAAUAGAGCUAUAAAUAAAGAAUAUUUCUAUAUA